CACAUCCUAUCCCACGCGCCCUGGCCCCCUCCGGCUCUGACCGGGCUGGGCUGCCGGGGGAGUUAGACCUCUGGGGCUGGGACGGGCUGAGCCCACCGUGCCGUCUGGAUGGGGCUGCGUCGACGCGGGCGGGCGCACUCUCCGGCCGGCCCGGGGCUCUGAGCCAAGAAGGGGACGGGGGCUCAGCCUCUCUGGCCCAGCCCAGCACCGCGCCUGCGGCCAUGAAGCCCAGGCACACAGUGGAGAUGCUGCUGAGGGCGCUGGGGAGGCGAGAGAGCACCCGGGUGCCAGGUUCCAGCAGGCCGGAGAAGGUGCCCGAGCCACACAGCUUCAAGGAGAAGGCCUUUAAGAAGAAGAAGAGAGCGUGUGUGGUGUGUAAGGAAUCCAUCGAGGCGCUGGGCCUCGUCUGCCAAGCCUGCAAGAUCGCCAGCCACAAGAAAUGCGAAGCGAAGGUGGCGUCAUCCUGCCAGCCCCUUCCCCCGCCUGAAUUGAGGCGGAACACUGCUCCGGCCCGGCGCAUCGAGCACUUGGGCUCCACCAAAUCCCUCCACACCUCGAAGCAACGGAGCACGCUGCCCAGGAGCUUCAGCCUAGACCACGUGAUGGAGCGCAAGUACGACUUUGACCUGACCUACAUCACCGAGCGCAUCAUCUCCGUCUUCUUCCCCUCCGCCCUGGAGGAGCAGCGUUAUCGCGGCAACCUGCGGGAAGUGGCACAGAUGCUGAAGUCCAAGCACGAGGAUAAGUACACGCUUUUCAACCUAUCCGAGAAGCGCCAUGACAUCAGCAGGCUGAACCCCAAGGUUCAGGAUUUCGGGUGGCCGGACUUGCACGCGCCCCCCCUGGACAAGAUCUGCUCCAUCUGCAAAGCCAUGGAGACCUGGCUGAACUCGGACCCCCAGCACGUCGUGGUGCUGCACUGCAAGGGCAACAAGGGCAAGACGGGCGUCAUCGUGGCCGCCUAUAUGCACUACAGCAAGAUCUCUGCCAGCGCGGACCAGGCGCUCGGCACCCUGACCAUGCGGAAGUUCUGCGAGGACAAAGUGGCCGCGUCCCUGCAGCCAUCCCAGCAAAGGUACAUCAGUUACUUCAGCGGGCUGCUGUCGGGCACCAUCAAGAUGAACAGCAACACUCUAUUCCUGCACCACGUCCUCAUUCCCGCCAUCCCCAACUUCGAGACCAGCGGAGGCUACCAGCCCUUCCUGAAGAUCUACCAGUCCAUGCAGCUCGUCUACACCUCGGGGAUCUACAGUGUCCCGGGCCCCGGCCCCCAGAAGCUGUGUGUCACCCUGGAGCCAGCCCUGCUGCUGAAAGGGGACGUGAUGGUGAAGUGCUACCACAAGCAGACCUGCAACUCUGACCGGGACGUGGUUUUCCGCGUCCAGUUCCACACGUGCACCAUCCACGGUGCCCAGCUCUGGUUCGGGAAGGACGAGCUGGACGAGGCCUGGCAAGACGAGCGCUUCCCCUUUGAAGCCAGCGUGGAGUUCGUCUUCUCUGCCGGCCCCGAGAAGAUGAAAGGCCUGGAGACCUUACGGAACAGCCCGUCCAUCACCGUGGAUUAUAACAUCUCCGAUCCCAUGGUGCGCUGGGACUCCUACGAGAACUUCAACCUGCAUCACGAAGACAGCCUGGAAGACAUGUCUCACACCCGCGGCCCCAUCGACGGCAGCCUCUACGCCAAGAUCAAGAAGAAGCGGAACCUGAGCGGCUUCUCCGGCGGCGGCGGGAGCCCGGCCAGCGCGGACUCCACCCAGCAGGGCAGCCGCUUCCUCUCCGUCAGCAGCGACUCGGGCCACUCCUCCAUGCUGGCCGAACCUUCCCCUCCCGCCAAGCUGCUGCCCACGCCGGCCGAGAGGGAGGAGCUGGACAGGCUGCUUGGCGGCUUUGGGGUCAAGGCCAGGCCGGAGACCCCCAAGCAGCCGAGGGGGGCAUCCCCGCACCAGGAGCUGGGGGGAUGCCCGCACAGCAACGGGGCCAGGGACAGGGAGACGGCCAUCUUGGAAGACGAGCUGGUGGAGAUGACCCCCUUCGGGCCCCUGGCGUACCCCAGCCGGCGCCCCGGCCUAACCCGCCACUGCUCCUGCCGCCUGGGCUACCGCUCGCAGAGCUGCCCGGGCGCCCACAGCCCCGAGAGGCUACCCAAUGGCGCCUACUACAGGCCAGAGGGCACCUUGGAGCGCCGGCGACUGGUCUACAGCACCAAUGGGGUCCACUUGCACCCUGCCGAGGGCUACCCCUGCCUGCCGCAGGAGGCCGGGCCAGGGGAGAAACGGCGGGUGUAUCGCUCCCUCUCCGAGGGCCUGCAGCCCCUCGCCCACCCCUAUGCCUACGAGCUGCCCCACAGCCCCUGUAAGCGGGAGGACCUGGCCUACAAGCCACCCAGCUACCGGGAGGUGCUAAUCCUGGAGGAGGAGCCCGUGUGCGGCUUGGAGCUGUGCCCAUGCCAGGACUGCCAGGAGAAGGCUCACGAGGAAGCCGACCUGCCCCCCACCGCCGCCUUCUACGGCCUGCGCCUGAGCAGCCGCGAGCCCGAGGAGUGGGCCCACGAGAGUGCCAAGUCCCCCCUGUCCCGGGCAGGGCACCCCGGCCAGCCCGGGCCGUUGCUGAUGCCGGCCGCCUACAGCCAGCGCCCCCGGGGGCAUCACGAGGUGUUUGACUUCGAGCCCGCCCAUGCCAAGAUGCCGGCGCACUUCGGCCACGGCUACCCGGCACAGCCCAUGCCCGGCGCCCAUCAGAAGGGCCACAAGGGCAUGGAGCAGAGCCUGGAGCCCUUCCACUACCGCUAUGGCCCACCCUACCCCGCCCUGCUGCCCCACGGCGCCUACGCCUGCGGCCCCCCUGCCCAGUGCCCCCAGCCGCCCUUCUACGGCCGGUCCCCAGCCAGGCCCUGCGCCUCCCCGCCGGACAUGCGGCCGUACGCGCCGGGCUACCACUCGCCCCCGUCCGGCUCGGUGUCCCCCGUCAGCUCGGCCUACCCAGCCUCCAGGAACCAAAGCUACGAGCCCCAGUCCCCGGAGACAGGCCAGGGCUACCCACACCCGGGGCACCAGGACCGGACGCCUGCUGAGAUGCAGAGCCCUGGGGAGGAGGCGCCCUGGCGAGAUGUCCCUGGCUCCCUGCGCCAGCUCCACCGGGAGGCUCCCACCGCCUGCCCCGCGCCCCCCGAGUUGUCGGGCCCGCCCACUCCUCUGCACACCAGCAGCCCGGUGCAGAGCAAAGACAGCCCUGCGCUGCCCGAAGGCGGCACCCCGGCUGCCAGCCUGCAGGAGAGCUCGGCGUGCUCCAGCCCCGAGGACACGGCCCCACCCAGCGCCAAGAGGACCCCAGAGAUGAGCUCGGCCCGGCCAGGGGCCGCACCCAGCCCCCCGCAACCCCCUUCUCCGACACAGGCCUGUGCCCAUGGAGCCACCUCCAGGGCCCAGGCCAAUGGGCCGGCCCCAAGGCAGCCCUGUCCCCGAGCCCACAGCCCCGCCAGCCCGCCCCAGGGCACCGACCUAUCCAGGGUGAUUCCAGGAGAUGCCGCAAGUCACCUGAAUGGCCCCAGCUGUCCAGCUGUCUCCCCCGAUUCACCCCCCAGCAAUGGGACCCCAGCGCACCUGCUGCCCCCUGGCAUGGACAGGCUGGCCCAGCGCAGCCCCCCGGGCGCGCCUGUCCACAGCCCGGCCUGCGCCAGUUGCAGAGCGACCGCUACGCUCAGGAACCCAGCCCCCUACAACGGGCACCUGCCCAGUGACAGAGCCGAGCUGGUCCCAGGCCCCCUGGCCCGCUGCCCCAAUGGCAGCCCCCUCCCAAGCCCCAUCACCUCCUACUGCCCCUCCGACCUGCAGUGCUCCCCGACCCCUGCCUUCCCCAUCGCUACAGCCUACUACCCGGGCGGGGAGAGGAGCCCGCCGCCCCCGGGCUCCCCCAGCCAGUGCCAUGCCCGCGAUUCGCCGCAGCAGCCGCCGUUGCCCGAGAAGCGCCACACGCCAGCGGCUGGCAACUGGGAGAGGAGCUCGCCCCCAGGACGGGGCACCGGGACGGGCCACCACGUCACCUUCGCGCCCGACACCGCCAGGCCAGACCCAGACACGCAGCCGGAGAGCCACAGCAACGUCAAAUUUGUCCAGGAUACGUCCAAGUUUUGGUAUAAACCCAACCUGUCCCGGGACCAAGCCAUCGCCCUGCUGAAGGACAAGGAGCCCGGCUGCUUCCUCAUCCGUGACAGCAAUUCCUUCCAAGGCGCCUACGGGCUGGCUCUCAAAGUGGCGACGCCCCCGGCCAACUGCCUCACCCUCCCUUCAAAAGGUGACCCCAUGGAGCAGCUGGUGCGUCACUUCCUGAUCGAGACAGGCCCCAAGGGUGUGAAGAUCAAGGGCUGCCAGAACGAACCCUAUUUCGGAAGCCUGCCCGCCCUGGUCUCGCAGCACUCCAUCACCCCCAUCUCUCUGCCCUGCAAGCUCCGGAUCCCCAGCAGAGAUCCCGUGGAGGAGACCCCGGACGUGGCCAUCCCCACCAACGUGAGCACAGCGGCUGAUUUGCUGAAGCAGGGAGCGGCCUGCAGCGUGCUCUACCUCAGCUCGGUGGAGACGGAGUCGCUGACGGGCCCCCAGGCCGUGGCCAAGGCGGCCGCAAGCACCCUGAGCUGCAGCCCCCGCCCGCUCGCCUGCCUCGUGCACUUCAAGGUUUCGGCCCAGGGCAUCACCCUGACGGACAAUCAGAGGAAGCUGUUCUUCCGGCGCCAUUACCCCGUGAACAGCAUCACCUUCUGCAGCACGGACCCGCAGGACAGGAGAUGGACGAAUCUGGACGGCACCACCUCCAAGCUCUUUGGCUUUGUGGCUAAGAAGCAGGGCAGCCCCUGCGAGAACGUCUGCCACCUCUUCGCUGAGCUCGACCCCGAGCAACCGGCCUUGGCCAUCGUCAACUUCAUCACCAAGGUCAUGCUGGGGACGCACAGGAAAUGAGCGAGGCCGGGAGAGACGUGGGCGCUGGCCUUCGCCCACAGCGAGACGCCAGCCCUGCCCCUUUUCCCCAGCCAGCGCCAAGGCACACAGGGGGCAGCGGCUCCCAGCAGGGGCAGGGGCUGGGCUGCGGGGGCAGCCCACCCAUCUCGCUGACCCUCACACAGGCCUGAUCCAGCUCGCCCUUCAGUCAGGAUGGGGAGGGGGGUUUCUCAUCUGGCCCGUCUCCUCCCCCCCCACCCCCCGCAGCUCGAAGCUUCAACCCUGUCAGACACACCAAAAACCAAAGGCACCUUCCUAACGGGGGGCCCAGUUCAGUCACACACCCUGUGGUGGCACAGCAGGGGUUAAUGCUCAGGGCUCUGGAAGGGGGCAGCCUUGGGGCUGGUGAUCUCAUGGGUGCGGGGUCACUAGAGACUGCGGGGGGCAUGGAAGGGGGGGCAGCCAGGGGCUGGGCCGUUGCCGAGGGGAUGAAGGCUCCUAGAGAGGGAAGCGUCAGAGAAGCUGUAUGUGCCAAAGGAGCAGGGGGAAGGAGCGUGCGGCAUUUAGCAAGGCCAGGGCCCACCCCAGAGUGCCCAGCCCUGCCUGGGGUUGCCAGGAGCCGAGGGAGCGGGAGGGACAAGUUCACACUCCCGGCAUGAUCAGCGCAGGCCCUUGACUCUCAGCAUGCCAAGGCCUGGUCACGGGAUUCGAGAGCAGAGCCAGUGUGGCCUACGGGGUUAAAGCAGGGGGUGGGGCUGGUGAUCAGGACUCCUGGGUUCUCGCCCCUGCUCAUGGACAGGUGUGGGAUCUAGCAUGCUAGAGCAGGGGCGGGGCUGGGAGCUAGGACUCCUGGGUUCUGUGCCCAGCUCUCCCCCUGCUGGGCUAUGUCUUAGCAAGUGCAAUGUCAGUACUCAUGCGAGGGGCCGGUUGUUUUGCGGACGGCGGGCUGCUCACACAGCCGAGAUCCUGCCAGCGCAGACAGGGGCCGACUCAGGCCCUGCUGCCCAAGGCAGGGUCCAGCCAACGCCCCACAGUAGCUUCUUCACCAGCCACCUCCAGUGCAGAGGAAGUGCCGCGGGUGGGAUUUAAUAAAGAGAAGAGAUCUAUUUUUGUCUAAUAAAGAAUUUAUAUGAGCUCCAGG
Trachemys scripta elegans is the source of this 6069-nucleotide messenger RNA. It is a transcript of the gene TNS2, whose product is annotated as tensin 2. The record is from RefSeq and is a predicted model, not a curated record. The transcript has 29 exons. The coding region runs from base 222 to 4949 and encodes 1575 amino acids. NCBI's taxonomy places the organism in Eukaryota, Metazoa, Chordata, Testudines, Emydidae. Gene Ontology annotation, molecular function: protein binding; protein tyrosine phosphatase activity. Gene Ontology annotation, biological process: peptidyl-tyrosine dephosphorylation.